AUGGCCACACUGAUGAACUACUUCUGUGUUGAACAGGUGAUCGUGUUGAAGAAGAGUUCCCCCUACAGCCCCCAGGGCCUUGAGUAUCUUCUAAAUGCUCCAUUCCAGGUUCCCCCUACAGCCCCCAGGGCCUUGAGUUCCCCCUACAGCCCCCAGGGCCUUGAGUAUCUUCUAAAUACUCCAUUCCAGGUUCCCCCUACAGCCCCCAGGGCCUUGAGUUCCCCCUACAGCCCCCAGGGCCUUGAGUAUCUUCUAAAUGCUCCAUUCCAGGUUCCCCCUACAGCCCCCAGGGCCUUGAGUUUCCCCUACAGCCCCCAGGUCCUUGAGUAUCUUCUAAAUGCUCCAUUCCAGGUGCCCCCUACAGCCCCCAGGGCCUUGGAUAUCUCUCUUCCAGCCUCUCUGAGUUUCAGUCCUGACAGAUCUCAAUUCUUUGAAUUUGAGCCUGUCUCUCUGAGCUGUGAGGUUCAGGGGAACUCUACUGGAUGGAGAGUGGUGAGGAACACAACGAGAGGAAUCCUUUCAGAGUGUAAUACUGACUGGGGAAACCAACAUGGGUCUUCAUGCAUCGUGUCACUAAUACCGUCACACAGUGGAGUGUACUGGUGUGAGUCUGGGUCUGGAGAACAGAGCAAUACUGUCAACAUCACAGUACAUGAUGGAGCUGUGAUCCUGGAGAGUCCUGCCCUUCCUGUGACUGAGGGAGAUUCUGUGACUCUGCGCUGCAGAUAUCAGGGAACUCCCUCUGGCCUCACAGCUGUUUUCUACAAAGAUGGAUCCCUCAUCAGGGCUGAGACUACAGGAGAGAUGACCAUCCCUGCAGUGUCCAAGUCAGAUGAAGGACUCUACAAGUGUUCCAACUCUAAAGGAGAAUCACCAGAGAGCUGGAUGACUGUGACAGGUGAGAAUAUGAGAAACCUUGACAUUCAGAUAAUCUGGUUCUUCUUUACACUGUUAAGUGGUAUGAUGGCUUUGUUAUCUGGAGCUGUGAUCCUGGAGAGUCCUGCCCUUCCUGUGACUGAGGGAGAUUCUGUGACUCUGCGCUGCAGAUAUCAGAGAAUUCCCUCUGACCUCACAGCUGAUUUCUACAAAGAUGGAUCCCUCAUCAGGACUGAGACUACAGGAGAGAUAACCAUCCCUGCAGUAUCCAAGUCAGAUGAAGGACUCUACAAGUGUUCCAACUCGAAAGGAGAAUCACCAGAGAGCUGGAUGACAGUGACAGGUGAGAAUAUGACAAACCAUAAGAAAAGCCCUUAG
Messenger RNA from Salvelinus fontinalis (brook trout), 1254 nucleotides. RefSeq names its product Fc receptor-like protein 5. NCBI's taxonomy places the organism in Eukaryota, Metazoa, Chordata, Actinopteri, Salmoniformes, Salmonidae. Gene Ontology annotation, biological process: cell surface receptor signaling pathway. Bases 1 to 1254 code for a protein of 417 amino acids. The transcript is spliced from 9 exons. The record is from RefSeq and is a predicted model, not a curated record. Gene Ontology annotation, molecular function: transmembrane signaling receptor activity.